Molecule: messenger RNA, 1273 nt
Organism: Pyrus x bretschneideri (Chinese white pear)
Lineage: Eukaryota; Viridiplantae; Streptophyta; Magnoliopsida; Rosales; Rosaceae
Product: GDSL esterase/lipase 1
Exons: 5
Coding region: 11-1111 (366 amino acids)
Molecular function (GO): hydrolase activity, acting on ester bonds
Source: RefSeq, a predicted model, not a curated record
CAGAACAAAAAUGGCAACAUUAAGGCUCCAAAUAUGUAUUCUGGCUUUCUGUGCAAGCCUUCUUAUUCCAAGCAGCUACAGCCAUGGCGAGAAAAAGCAUGCAGCCUUGUUCAUCUUUGGUGAUUCACUAUUUGAUGUCGGAAAUAAUAACUACAUCAAUACUUCCAGUAGCUUUCAGUCAAAUAUUUGGCCAUAUGGGGAAACCUUCUUCAAUUACGCCACCGGUAGAGCUUCUGAUGGUCGUCUAAUUCCGGAUUUCAUCGCUGAGUAUGCAAAAUUGCCAUUUAUAACGCCGUAUUUACAACCCGGGUUCGACAAUUAUAUUUAUGGGGUGAACUUUGCAUCUGGUGGAGCGGGUGCUCUUGCAGAAACCUAUCAAGGAUUUGUGAUAGACCUUAAAACUCAACUAAGUUAUUUCAAGAACGUCGAGAAGCAGUUGAGGCACAAACUAGGCGAUGCAGAAGCUUACACAUUUCUAUCAAACGCUGUUUACUUGAUUAGCAUUGGAAGCAAUGAUUACUUCAUCCCAUUCGGAACAAAUUCAACUUUGUUUGAAUCCCACUCACAUGAAGAAUAUGUUGGCAUGGUGAUUGGAAAUCUCACCAAUGUGAUCGAAGAAAUAUACAAGAAGGGAGGAAGGAAAUUUGGUUUUGCAAACGGCUUUCCUCUCGGUUGUGCACCUAGCAUGAGAAUACUUAAACCAGAAAGCUUAGGUAGCUGCGUGGAAGAAGUUACAGCAUUAGUGAAACUACACAGUAGAGUACUUGCUAAAGACCUUCUUAAGCUAAAGACCAAGCUCCAAGGAUUCAGAUAUUCAAACGCAAAUUUCUAUGAUCAAGUAAAUGAGAUUAUUGGCAAUCCAUUAAAAUACGGUUUCAAGGAAGGAAAGGCGGCGUGCUGUGGCUCUGGUCCAUACAGAGGAAUUUCGAACUGUGGUGGGAAGGCAGGCUCCGCAGAAUUUCAAUUAUGUGAAAAUGUUACUGAAUAUGUUUUCUUUGACUCUGGACACCCAACAGAAAGGGUUUAUCAGAUACUGUCCAAGCUAUGGUGGAGUGGAACUCCGUAUGUGACUGGGACUAGCAUUCAUUUGACGGAGCUAUUUGAUCCUUAGACCAAAUGUGGGUUUAUUAGUUUCGUAAGCAAUUCUGCAUUUUGUUGCAGACACCACUUCUGAUUCAAAAUAAAUACAUCCCAUUUGCAUUGAAUAAUUCAAAAAUAAAUACAUCCUCAUUAUAACAACUACUAUUGCAUAAUCUUGAUCAAUCUUUAGUUA